UUUAUUUUUUUUAUUCAAACAUAUAACAACAACAAAAAAUGGUUACAGCCACAACUAAAACUGCUCCCAGCAACAGAUUACAACAAGCCGAUGACUUGAAGGAGGCCAAGAAGGUCGAACAGGCCAUCAGCACGUAUAGAGCCAUCUUGGCUGAACCUGCCAGCACGGAAGAAUUGUUGAAAGAGCAAGAAUAUGCCCUCUCUAAACUUGGUCAACUUUACCGAGAUCUUCACCUUCCUCAAGAACUCGCAGAGUUAAUUCGUUCAUCUCGUCCCUUUAUGUUGACCAUGGCCAAAGCAAAGACUGCUAAAUUGACUCGCUCACUUAUCGAUUACUUUGGUGAUAUUCCCAACUGUCUUCCUCUUCAAAUUGAACUGUGCAAGGAGAAUAUCGAAUGGUGUGUUCAAGAAAAGCGACUCUUUUUAAAGCAAGCACUUGAGACACGUUUAGUUGCACUUUACUUGGACAAUAAGAUGUAUCACGAAUCUUUAAACUUGAUUUCAUAUUUAUUAAAGGAGUUGAAGCGUUUGGAUGAUAAGAUGGUACUUGUAGAAGUUCAAUUACUUGAAAGUCGCGUCUGUCACGCUCUUAGAAAUCUUCCCAAGGCAAGAGCUGCUUUAACCUCUGCUCGUACUUCUGCCAACUCCAUCUAUUGCCCUCCCUUGUUACAAGCUGCCUUGGAUAUGCAAUCUGGUAUCCUUCAUGCCGAGGAAAAAGAUUACAAGACCGCUUAUUCUUACUUUUACGAGACAUUUGAAGGCUAUUCUAGCCAAGAGGAUUCUAAUGCUAUCCUUGCCUUAAAGUAUAUGUUGUUGUGUAAGAUCAUGUUGAAUUUGACUGAAGAUGUUCACUCUAUCAUUGGUGGUAAAAUUGCAUUAAAAUAUGCCGGUGUCGAAAUUGAAGCCAUGAAGGCUGUUGCACAUGCUCACAAAAAUAGAAACCUUCAAGAAUUUGAAACAACAUUAGCCACAUAUACUAAUGAAUUGAAUAAUGAUCCUAUUAUUCGUACUCAACUUGCAGCAUUGUAUGAUACUCUUUUGGAACAAAAUUUGGUUCGUAUUAUUGAGCCAUUCUCUCGUGUCGAAAUCUCUCAUAUUGCAGACAUGGUUAAACUUCCCACACAACAAGUCGAAGCCAAGUUAUCUCAAAUGAUUUUGGACAAAAAGUUCCAUGGUAUCCUUGAUCAAGGUGCUGGUUGUUUGAUUGUUUUUGAUGAACCUGAGGAAGAUAAGACUUAUGAGACUGCUGUUGAGACAUUGAAGCAAGUUGAUAAGGUUGUUUCUAGUUUGUAUCAAAAGGCUGCUAAGCUUUCUUAAAAUUGAAUAAAAAACCCUACAUACACUCACACACACACACUCACACACACACAUUACACAAAUACAUUAUACAUAUUAAAAAAAAAAAAAAUUAUAAAAUAUGCG
Molecule: messenger RNA, 1421 nt
Organism: Mucor mucedo
Lineage: Eukaryota; Fungi; Mucoromycota; Mucoromycetes; Mucorales; Mucoraceae
Product: PCI domain-containing protein
Exons: 5
Coding region: 39-1316 (425 amino acids)
Biological process (GO): ubiquitin-dependent protein catabolic process
Cellular component (GO): proteasome regulatory particle, lid subcomplex
Molecular function (GO): structural molecule activity
Source: RefSeq, a predicted model, not a curated record